This is a messenger RNA of Charadrius vociferus (killdeer), 351 nucleotides long. RefSeq names its product SH3 domain-containing protein C23A1.17-like. NCBI's taxonomy places the organism in Eukaryota, Metazoa, Chordata, Aves, Charadriiformes, Charadriidae. The record is from RefSeq and is a predicted model, not a curated record.
AUGCUUCCAAUCCCCAUGGUUCCAAUCCCAUCCCAUUCCAUGGUUCCAAUCCCGUCCCAUGUCUUCAAUCCCAUCCCAUGGUUCCAAUCCCAUCCCCGUCCCAUGUCUCCAAUCCCAUCUCCAUCCCAUGGUUCCAAUCCCUUCUCACCUUUGCAAUCCCAUCCCAUGUCUCCAAUCCCAUCCCAUGGUUCCAAUCCCAUCUCCAUUCCAUGGUUCCAAUCCCGUCCCAUGUCUUCAAUCCCAUCCCAUGGUUCCAAUCCCAUCUCCAUCCCAUGGUUCCAAUCCCAUCUCCAUCCCAUUGUUCCAAUCCCAUCCCAUGGUUCCAAUCCCAUCUCCAUCCCAUGGUUGUAA